Schistosoma rodhaini is the source of this 837-nucleotide messenger RNA. NCBI's taxonomy places the organism in Eukaryota, Metazoa, Platyhelminthes, Trematoda, Strigeidida, Schistosomatidae. The record is from the annotation of a GenBank genome assembly.
AUGGUUGGUAGUUCAUUCAAAUGUGGACAGCCGAACUGUUUUUUCCCCGUAAAUGAAGGGAUGCAGUGCGAUGAAUGCAAAAAAUGGUACCACAAGAUGUGUACCCGUCUCAGUCCAGCUGCAUACAAAAGAUGCUCUAAGCCUAACUCGCACUGGCUUUGUAUGUUCUGCUGUACUAACAAGACGACAUUAAUUCAAGAGGCUAUGAGCCUAUUGGCUCUAGCCUGUAAAAAGAAAGAUAGUGGGUGCGCUAGUAACGCAAGCACUGACAGUGAAGACUGUGUCAGUGUUGUAAGUGCUGUUACAAAACGCGCUGAACAACCUACUCUAAUUAAUGACGAAGUGAAACUUCCGUUACAACAAACGAGGAGUAAAUCACCACAUGGUAUUGACAUGAGUAAUCAUGUAUCUUUAGUAGAAAUUGAGGACCCGGAUAAAACCGUCACCGUCCCCAAUAGUCCUAAUGCAGCUGUCCUGAAUGACCAAAAAUGGACCUCAGUAAAGAGGAAAAGGAAAGGAAAAAAAGCUAAUGAUAAAGCACACUUGGUUGACAAGCCAUUGAGGAACUCACAGUCUGAGUCACUCAAUGCAUUAUCGCACUCUGAUAGAACGGCAGAUCAUCAUCCUAGUGCGACUGAGAGGAAUUUAAUAUCAUCGAAUGUUAUUGUGAGUAAAUUGCCAGAGUCUAACGACCCAGAUCCUAAGGUUAGACACACCCAUGACUUAGAGAGGCUCGGAGAAUAUAUCCGUAGCACAUUACCAGAUAACACUAAAGGUGUUCAGGUCAAAAAAUUAGUUAGAAUAGGUAAAAGAGCCGAUGACAGUGUUCUACCCUGA